AUGGAUGAAACUUGGAAGUCUCGAUUAGAAGAGAUUCUGCACAUCAUAGCAGAUCCGUUUUUGAGAGACUUUCUGAAAACAGGUACCGCUGAGAAAAACAUGACAUUGAUCCAACAAUCAGAAAAGGUGGUAGAGCAGCUUUUCAAAGAAGCAAUCAUUGUUUCCAUGGAAGAAUCUAUUGUUCGUCCUAAUAUACCACAAGAAGAAUUGAAAAGAAGACAGGAAGCGCAACUAGAGGGGAAUGCUAGAAAGUAUCAAAAGAACAGUCUUGUUAUGAAGAAGGAAGUUAGACCAUCACAAGUUAAAUCGUUAAAAACUCAGAAUAUAAUUGAUCAAGAGGAAUUGAAAUUGUUUUUGGAUAAACUGUUGGAUGAGCUUGAAGUGAUUACAGCCCCAGCACAAUAUCCAAUACAUCCACAAACAGUGUCACCAUUAGCAGAAUUAUAUUAUUUAACUCAGACCCUUCCAUUGAUCAAACUACUUCCCGGGUGUCAUAAAGUUUUAAUGACAGAUAAUUUUGAACUGGCUCUAGCUGAAGGUAAGAUAGCAGUUUUGUAUUCGCGAAUCGAAGAAUUGAAAAGACAAGGGAAAUGGUCUUUGCGACAGCCACUGAAGUUUUAUGAUCCAUUCAAGUUUAUAAGGAGGUCAAAAAAGAGAACAUUUCAUUGGGACUAUUUACUUCAGGAAGCGAAAUGGAUGACAGAUGAUUUCCGAGAAUCACUGAAGUACAAAAAAUGGUGUUGUGUGAUAAUGGCGGAAGCAGUUGAAGAAUACUGGGCUGUUGGUAAGAAGGUGUGCAUAAAAAGAAAGCCAAUCAAGUAUUUGGAUAAUGAAGAUACAGAUAUGGAAACAGGAAAUGAAGUUAAUCAUGAUCCACUAGGAGCUGUCUCCGGUACACAAGAAGGCAACAACAUUAAACAAGAGGAGAAAACACCUUGUCUUGAGAAUAUAAGUGAACCUGAACCUCGAACGAUUGAUACAUCAAUAUUGUUAGCAAAGAGCGAUGACUCUCGUGUUGAUACAAGUUCUACAAUUAACAUUACUGAACACACCAAUGGAAGUGCCAAACCAGAGCCUCCACAAGAGCGUGUUUUCAAAUCAUACAUAACCCUAGAUGAAUUAAAGAAAAUUGAUCAAUCCAUUGUUAAGAACUUGCCGGUUUUCUCGGCGUUUGAUAACCACACGGUUCAACCAAAGGAGUUACCAAUUGCAUCGGUAUCACGGUUGUUGUAUCCACAGGAAGGUGAUGAGCAAUGGCAUAAAAUCGUGCUUCGAGACCGGGUUGAUGAAAGUAGCAUUCUGUAUGGUCCCCCUGAAUACCAAAAGGGGUUAUUUGGCACCCAAUCACACAGACGUUUCAAUCCAUUGAAGCCGCCAAAACCACCAUUGAUAAAGAAUAUUGAAUAUAGAUCACCCACUAUUUGGCUUCCUCAAGACGAUAAAAGACUUAUUCAUUACGUUGCUGAAUUUUGUUUUAAUUGGGACUUGAUUUCAGAACAUAUCCUGUCAGCAUCUUCAGCUGUCAGUCUAAAGAAAUACGAAUCUAAUAUUGAAAGAAGAACCCCGUGGCAAUGCUUUGAAAGGUACAUACAAUUGAAUGAUAAAUUCCAAUUUUCCGAUAUGAAAGGAGUAUAUGCAUAUCAUGCACAACAGUGGCUAGAGCAUGCACAUUUAGCACAACUGACUACAAAACGAAGAAUAUCCCCAUUAGGUGUUGGUGUUGAAUCCAUACAAAGGGGUAGUCGGAAAUUGCGUUGGGCAUCGAUGUUUGAUGCCAUGCGCAAAGCUAUGAAGAAAAGAGAGAUUGUUGCUGCAAAGAUGAAUCACCGCAAGUCAACAAAUGAAAUACAAGCAAGUCAACAACAACAGGCAAAUUCAUUGGAUUCUAAAUCAAACAAUGAUAGAAUUCCUACCCCAGCUGAGUUAUCGAAGUUGAAAUUUGAAAGAGAUAAAGCUAUAAAUGACACGAUAUUGAACCAGACUAUUAGUAAACAAAGGUUACUCCAGCAUCAUCAACAGCAACAACAACAGCAGCAGCAACAACAACAACAAAGGCAUCAACAACAAAGACAGCAACAACAACAAGUACAAUUACAACAACAACGCCACCAUCAACCUCAGCCUCAUCCACAACCACAACCACAACCUCCACAACAAUCUCAACUUCACCCAUCGACCUCGCAACAACAGAUGCAUGCACAAGUCAGGAAUGUUGGGGCUGCCCCGAAAUCAAUGCCUGGACCGCGUAUACUGAUGCCUAAUGGACAUUCAAAUGCUAACCAAAUAGUUCCACCUCAUCCUACAAAUGUACCAAUAAGACAGCCAAACUCUCAAAAUGCCCAAGUUCCGAUUAAACGACCAACUACUCCUAAUGGUACACCAUUGACAAAUGAACAAAUACAACACUUGAUUCAAAUGCAGAAACAAAGAAGAAUGCUUCAGCAACAGCAACAGCAACAGCAGCAACUUCAACAACAGCAACUUCAUUCACAACAGCCACAACGAAUGAAUGUGAACUCACAAGCGAUGAGAGUGGGAACACCUAAUGGUCAACAAGUAUCCCCGAUUUCUGGUCCGCAACCUCAACCACAACCACAACAGCAGCCUAGAAGACCACUUUUCCCACCAGCACAGGUUUCAAUGGUCAUUAAUGAGAUCCAGAAACAAAAUCCAGGUUUGGCCAAAGAUCAGGUUACAAAGCUUGCUGCUCAGUACCUUGCGAACCUACUGCAGCAACAAAAUCGGAUGAAUUCCCAGUCACCUCAACCACAACAAAAUAUCAAAGCUCUGCAACAGCAAGUACAACAAGUGCAAAGAAACAAUGUUAGCCCCAACACAAGAAUUGGUCCUUCCCCAGAUAACACAAACCAUCAAAUGGCUAUGAUGCAAGGUAGUCCCUCGUCACCCUUGCCACAACAGUAUCCAAAAAAUCAAUCAGCAUCACCGAUGACAGGGUCUCCUAAUGUUUCGUAUUCAGAAAUACAAGGUAGAAGAAGUAAUGGAUCAUAA
Messenger RNA from Candida tropicalis MYA-3404, 3009 nucleotides. It is a transcript of the gene VID21, whose product is annotated as Vid21p. Bases 1 to 3009 code for a protein of 1002 amino acids. The transcript has a single exon. Lineage: Eukaryota; Fungi; Ascomycota; Pichiomycetes; Serinales; Debaryomycetaceae. The record is from RefSeq and is a predicted model, not a curated record.